Stylonychia lemnae is the source of this 402-nucleotide messenger RNA. NCBI's taxonomy places the organism in Eukaryota, Ciliophora, Spirotrichea, Sporadotrichida, Oxytrichidae. The record is from the annotation of a GenBank genome assembly.
AUGGAGAAAUACGUUGCAUUAUCAGUAAAGCCUCUAUGGGAUAAAUACCAAUUCGUUGAAAGUAUUGAUUCUGGAGCAUUUGGAUCAGUUUAUAAAGUUAAGAAUACGGUUGAUAACAAAUUUUACGCUAUGAAAGUCUAGAAACUUAAGAAGAUAUUGACUAGAGCACCUAAUAAUUACAGUAAUGAGAUGGUGAGCAUCAUCCGUGAAAUCAACACAUUCAAGCUAAGCCAUCCAAACAUUACUCAAUUCCAUGAAUCAUACUUCACCUAUGACGAUCAAUUUGCUAUUGUCACUGAGCUAGCCGACCAAUGCUCAGAUUGCAAGCAUAAUGAUCCAGAUUAUAAAAGGUACAAUCCAUCUUCACAACCAAAAUGUCAUGCACAGAGAUUUAAGUCCUGA